AGAAAGAGAUGGAGACAGAUGGUGAGAAUGUGACAGAGAGAUACAGAGAAUGCUGCUUACUCAACGUAAUUGAAUAUUAUUCACAUUUAAUUAAUUGUCUCAAUUUCAAAAAGGCGACAAAUUGUAUGUUAUUCCUUUUGAUGGUGAUGCCUGAAAUAUUGAAGCUCCGUGCAUAGUGCACAUAUGUGCAUCAAUACGAAAUUUUGAUUUUUCAAUUUAUCAGCUCAUUUCCAAGAAUGUUUGAUGAUUCUAUCACAUACAACACCAGAUAAUGCAUAUUCAGUUCAAUGUGACAAACUAAUGACGCGAAAACAUCAAGAGUGAGGGAACAAAAUGAGAAGAAAAAAAAAUUAUCCCACAUUCAUAAACAAAUACCUUCGACGAAGCAAAACGAUUGAAACGAAAACACAAUAAAAAAAAAAACAAACAAACGUAUAACGGCAAGAAAAGUGCAUAAAUAAUAAAAAUGGAUGGAAGCGAUCGGCUAUCGCAAAUCGGGGGAAGAACAUCAUUUACGUGUAUUUGUAUUAAGACACAAAUAACAAUAACAAGAACAACAACAGCAAACGCGACAACAACACCGACAACAACGGCCGCAAAAAGGGGCAUGAUCCCAAAAAUCAGAGGCAAAAACUUGCCUUGACAAGAUUGCCAUGCACACACACACACAUACACCGCAGCCGCAAUGUAUUUGUCAUUAUUGUUUUUUAAUUUUUUAUCGAUGUGACUUUGCCAUACACCGUGUCGUCGUUCACGCUUAUAGGAAACGAUCAAAAUUAUUACUGGGAAAUAAUUAUUACGCGCCUCUUUUCAUCGGAUCGAUCAGUGCACAAGAUAUGGCCGUGUUGACAUUGUGUUUACUUUGUUAUGAUUCAAAAAAAGAAGAGAAAAAAAAAUGCAGCAAAACUUGUUAUUUGUCUCUUUAUAUCAAAUCUAAAUAUUGGUUGCACCGACACCCGCUGCACAAUGAGUUAGAAAAGGAUGAACGGACGACAAAAAAAAAGCAGGCAACGAUUAAUUCCAUUAGUUCUGGUGUCGGCUAUAGAGCAUUGGUGAGUAUUUUCUCGAGCUGAAUAUUCAAGAAUAGACACAUACGUCUCUCUCUCUCUCUCUCUCUCUCUCUCUGUGUGUGUGUGUGUGUGUAUGGGACAGAGAGAAGAAAAAAAUAGACGUACGUGAUUGCAGUAACGAAAAUAACUCGUUUCAUAUGCAUUCCAAACUGAGAAUGGAAUUCCAUCGAAGCCUAACAUUUUGCUGACUGAGUCGGAUAAAUCCGAAAAUUCCCUGCAAACGAUUCACUUUGGCGAUAGUUAUUUAUUUUUUUUUCCACUGAAUCGUUUGUUUAGUCUCAGUAACCGUUUAUUUUUGUAAAUUGAAACGGGUGACCAAUCGAUGAUUCCAUUUAAUCAAUGAAUGACCAAGUAUUUUCGGGAUUGGUCAACUCAUUCUUAUCAUUAGAAUCAGACAAUUGGACGAAAAAAAGAAAACUAAUCAAUUUGGCUGCACACAUGUACUUCGUUGGAUAUUUUUCCUUCAUUUUUUUUUUCUUCUGUUCUUCGUUUCUCGGUUGAGUGUCAUAAUCGCACCACUGGCACACAAACAUGCAAAACAAUGUGCCAGUACCCACACAGAAAGGCUAAAACAGCCAGUUCAUGGAGAGAGAAAAAAAGUCGGCAAGAUUGUGACGUCAAUGCCUGAGAUAUCAGACGCUUGACGAGAGCGAAACAAACACGUACACACGGACAAAAAAGACUUGGGUCGAUUCGUGUGUCGGAUAAAGAACACACUCAACAUGUAGCCAAUCAGAAAACGGCUUGCGCUUCUGUAUUGGUGAAAUGAGUUGGUUAAUGUCGCCAUCAGCCCUCUUACUCGCACAUUCGUCCGUACUCUCUUUUGCAUCGUACAAAUAUGUUAAUUAUCUAUAUGGCUCCGUAUGUGCAUAUGUUUUCUACGGUGUUUGAACCAUGAAAUGCGAGAGCACUACGUGUCUUUGUGUGCAUACUACUCCAGACGCUCUUUCACGUGCGCUCUCUCUCUCUCUCUCUUGCUCGUUUUUCCUCUCUCCCGCGCUCACUUCAGCGCUCUUGCUCCGUGUGAUACGUGUUAUGCGGUGCGUAUAGCUAUAGACAUAGUGGAAUAUAUGAAUGAUCUAACGCACAAUCACAAUCAUACGGUGUAUCACGCGAGAUUGUGUCGCACAAGCGUAUUUCGGUUGAUUGUGUGUCAUACAGUAUAUAUGCAUAUACACUACUAUAGUACAUCGGAUUUAUUUCAUUUUUCGUUUCUCCUAUGCUUGUCUUUGUCCCAUUCACCUUGGAGCGAACGCGCCUUCUUUCUCACACAAUUGAUACACAUACUGAAUGUAAACUGUUGUUUUUUUUUCCUUUUCUUUUCUUUCAUCGCUUCUUAUAUCUUUUCGUUCGAUUCGAAAUCCGUUGUAUUGACUCCGUUGGCAAUGUUGAUUGUUUUGUCUGAUUGAAAGAAUUAAUUGCUGGCAAACAAAUGGAUCUGUACGAAAAUAGCGUAUUCUCAUUAAAUCCAUCGAUAAUAUCCCAUUUUAAAUCGUAUUGGACGAUUGGAAAAACGUGUAAAAACGAGCUCAUUUUUUGGUUCAAUAGAAUUGCUCAAUUUCGUAGUAAGAUUGCUACAUACAAAUGCAAUGGCCGUAUCCAUUGAAACAGUGAAUUCAAUGUACUGGCUGACGGUUUGGCAAUGUGUGCAUGCGUGUGUGUGUGUGUGUGUGUGUGUGUGUGUGUGUGUGUGUGCAUGUUGAUUUGUUGUUGUUUUUUCCUUCGUUCGAUUCGUCGCCUCUCAUCGGCUUAUAUACGUAUAGAUGUUGCCAUGGAAUGAUGUUAGGCUUUAAUUCAUAGAACUGUAAUUCAAAAUCUUUAUUGUGAAACACACAACUGCACGCGCAUGGAUUCGCACAAACGUCGAAAUAUCCGAUACUCUCUUCGUCUGAGAAACAUAUACACACACCACGCAUACUAUUGAGCUCUACAUUUGAGGAGAGAACUCGUCGUAUAAACGAGUCAUUUUAUACUCUCUCUCUCUAUCUCUCGCUAUAUACGUAUCGGUUUUUUUUGCGUCUGAUCUGUUUCUGUCUGUUUCGUGCACCAGGCGACGACUGUAUUCGCCGUCUCAUUUAUAUUGGAUACACUGUUGUUGUUGACGUCGUCGACGUCGACGACGUUUUAACAAAAUUCGUGUUUGCCCGUUCUCGCGCGUAGCAUUUUCUAGUGUGUAUAGUCGAUUGUCAAAUUGUGGACUGCGCAAAACAACGAAAAACGGUCUGUGCGCUGAUAAGCAGCACGAGAAUUCCUAUUAAAUCAAACGAAAAAUACAAAUUCGUGCCAACGACUGACGGUUGUGUGAAGCACUGCCCACCGACGAUUACGACUCUCUCGCAGCGCGCGCUAUAGUUUCUUUUUCUUCACUCGUUCGUUUCAUUCGUAUUAUUUUUUUCAUAUUGUGAGUAUAUAUAAUUAAAGUGCACAUGAAGUUGGUUUUUGACAUUCACAAUACAUUUUUCGAAGCGAUAAAAAGAACGUAAAACAAUCAGUCAACGUGAAACAUUCGAAACGGAAAGGAACAGAAGUACAAACACACAAUUUAUAUAUAUAUAUACAUCAAAUAUAUGUAUAAAUAUACGAAAAGAAGCGUAUAAAAGCGAAGAAAAAAGAAAAAAAAAGGAAAUCGAAUACAUCGCAUAAAUUUUUUUUCUUCUUCUCAUUAUCAAAUCAAGAAAUUGAUUUAGAACGCUGAAGUUUAUAAUCGUGUUAAAUAGUGGCUGCUGGUCGAUUCAACGAAUUACACCACAUACAGAGAGCCAAAAGCAAAUAAGCAAAAAAUCAGAGAAAGCACACACAAUCCGCUCCGUUGUGGAAACGAAAUUCAGUUUAAAAAAUUCGCCAAGUGUUGAAGUCGCAUGUUUGAGAGGAGACAAAUUUGAGAGCAAAAGAGGCGAAAAGGAAAGCAGCAGCAGCAGCAGUACCAGCACCAGCACCAACCAACCAAUAUAUAGCAGCGAACAUAUUUGGUUCGACGAGCAGUCACCUUUAGGAAAGGUCAUUACAUAACCAAAUUUUUUUUUCGUUUGUGUGGUGUUCGUUUAACCGAACCGUUACGGGUUGUUUGUGAAGGACAUUGCACAUAAAUAAAUUGAACCGAAGAAAAGUGCGGAAAAUUUACCAAUUUUCAAAUUACGUGUUUAACCAUUGAAAUUCAAAAGCGAAGUGAAAACACAUACACAAACGCACGUAGCCUGCCAAACAGUUGAGAGAAAAAAGAGAAGAAAGGAAAAAAUAACGCCAACGAAAAAAAAAUCGAAAUUGAAAGUCAAAGAAAAAAAUAAAAGAAAUAGUGUUGACAAAUUUCAUUCAUCAAAAAACAACUGAAUUGAAAAAAUCCGUUGCAUCAAGUUGAAUACUGUUUAUUUGGUGUGGUGUUUUGAAUAAGAAGAGAAAAAAAAUAAAUAGAAAUAAUAAUAAAUUGGUUCAUUGAAGAAGCAACGAAAGAAAAAAUAGUAAAAACGUAAGAGGCGAUUGACGAAAGCAGUUCAACAGAACCGAGAAUCAAAACCCAAGACACAUCAAAAUCAAUCGCGUACAAACCAGAAAGAAGUGUAAAACGUAUAUAUACAACAUAUAUAUCUACGCAUAACAAACGAAACGAAAACGAAGAAGAUACAAAUUAAAAAUAAAUCACACAGUCAGACUAACAGAGGAGCAAAAUGGGUACAAAAAAGGCUGAUGCAAAAUCGCAACAAAUCCGCGAUGAAUGUCAAGAAUUAAUAUUGACCGAUGAACACAUGCAAGAGCUGAUGAAACGUGUCAUUUUCGAAAUUGAACGCGGUCUGAGUGCAAAAACACACAAUGAAGCCGAUAUCAAAUGUUUUACCACAUAUGUUCAGGAUUUGCCAAAUGGCAGUGAAUGCGGCAAAUUUUUGGCAUUAGAUUUGGGCGGUACAAAUUUCCGUGUGCUCAUUAUUCAUUUAAAUGGUGAAAAUGAAUUUAAAAUGCAAUCGAAAAUCUAUGCGGUGCCACAGAGUAUAAUGUUGGGCAAGGGCGAAGAGCUAUUCGAUCACAUUGCCGAGUGUUUGGCCAAUUUUAUGAAAGAGAACAAUGUGUACAGUGAACGUUUGCCAUUAGGAUUCACAUUCUCAUUUCCAUUGCGGCAGCUUGGCUUAACGCGCGGCCUCCUAUCACAGUGGACAAAAGGUUUUGCGUGUUCGGGCGUUGUUGGUGAAGAUGUUGUACAAUUAUUGAAAGAUGGCAUCGCACGCCGUGGUGACGUGCAAAUCGAUGUGUGUGCCAUUUUAAACGACACAACCGGCACACUGAUGUCAUGUGCAUGGAAAAAUCAUAACUGUCGAAUUGGUUUGAUCGUUGGCACCGGCAGUAAUGCCUGUUACGUUGAAAAGGUUGAAAAUUGCGGCCUCUUCGAUGGUACUUCCAAAAAAGAUCAUGUCAUUGUUAACACCGAAUGGGGAGCGUUCGGUGACAAUGGUGCAUUGGACUUUGUACGAACACAAUACGACAGAGAAAUUGACGAGCACAGCAUAAAUCGAGGUCGACAAAUCCAAGAGAAAAUGAUUUCGGGCAUGUAUAUGGGCGAAUUGGUGCGACUGGCAUUGGUUCGAUUCACCAAAGAGGGCCUAUUGUUCAGUGGCCAAAGUACAGAAAUGUUAAAUACCCGAGGCCGUUUCUUCACAAAAUUCGUGUCCGAAAUUGAAAGCGACAAACCCGGCAGCUAUAUGUAUUGUCGCCAAGUGUUGGAAGAAUUGGGCUUGGAUCAUGCCACCGACGAAGAUUGUGAAAAUGUUCGCUAUAUUUGCCAGUGUGUUUCAACCCGGGCUGCUCACUUAGUGUCAGCCGGCAUUGCUGCAUUGAUCGAUCGAAUGGAUGAGAAAAGUGUUGUGGUUGGCAUCGAUGGUUCGGUGUAUCGUUUCCAUCCAAAAUUUCAUGAUCUAAUGACAGCGAAAAUUCGUGAGCUCAUUAAACCGGAUAUCAAAUUCGAACUUAUGCUAUCAGAAGAUGGUUCGGGACGUGGUGCUGCGCUGGUAGCAGCCGUUGCGUGUAGAGAGGAAGGCCGGUUGCAGUAAUACAAUUUAUACGCAUACUAUACUAUUAUAAUAAAUAAUUAUUAUUGUUUAAAUAAAUAGAAAAAGAAGAAAAAAAAAACAAACAAACAAAAAACCUAUUGUAGGAAAUUAAUUAUUGAUUUAUGAGACAGAGAGAUUUACAAAGUAACUUGAGAGAGAAAUGAAAUCAAUAAUCGAAAUAUAAAAAAAUAUUCAAAAAAAAAUGAACAAAAAAAUAUAACACAAAAUCAAUACGAAAACUUAGGAAAAAAUGAGAUAAACUUUGCGCGUAAAAUUCAUGCAAAAUACAAAAUCAUAUACAUAUAAUAUGUAGAGCAAUCAGUAAGGAAUGAGAAAAAAAUCAAUCAAUCUUGUUUUGAAAAGGCAAACACCACACUCAAAAAAAUCCUAUUAGUAUACACACAACAACAAAAGCAAAGCAAAGCAAAGCAAACAGAAACACACAAAGCAUAGAAAUGAAAAGAGAAUGAUGAAAAAAGAAAACAUCAAGUGAAAUGAUCAUGAAAAUGCAAGCUAAGAAUAAAUAUAUACAUAUAAUUAGGUCGCAGACUUGAAGUUCUAUUUGAAAAUGAUAGACGCAUGAAAUGAAACGCAAACUUCAAACUCAAUACACAUAUAGAAUUUCUGCAAAAACAACAAAUCGAAGAGAACACAUUUUCAACAACAAUAAACAAAGAUUUAAAUGAAAUAAUUAAAGAAAAAGAAUAAAAUGAAUUUAGACAUAUUUUACUAUAAUAUUAUUACAAUUUUUUUUUUGUUUUUAUAUAUAUAACAGAGAAAUAAAAAAAAAAACAAAGUAUGAAAGAAUGAAACUCUAAAUUAAACUAUAUUCAAUGUAUGUCAAAUUGUAAAACCUAAAUGAAAUUGUGCUUCGAAAUUAAAUAAAGUUGAGCAAUUUGUUGGAAUUAUUUUAAAAACAAAACCAAAA
Molecule: messenger RNA, 7031 nt
Organism: Sitodiplosis mosellana (orange wheat blossom midge)
Lineage: Eukaryota; Metazoa; Arthropoda; Insecta; Diptera; Cecidomyiidae
Product: hexokinase type 2-like
Exons: 1
Coding region: 4733-6103 (456 amino acids)
Biological process (GO): glycolytic process; intracellular glucose homeostasis; glucose 6-phosphate metabolic process
Cellular component (GO): cytosol; mitochondrion
Molecular function (GO): fructokinase activity; ATP binding; D-glucose binding
Source: RefSeq, a predicted model, not a curated record